UGACACAAUGGAAAAUGGACAGCGACGAACUGCGAAAUGUCAAAAAAUUUCUGAAAGGAAAGGCAAGGAUGGUGUAAUGUUUUCGCUUGGAUAAUUUUAUUUUCCUUUAAAAUGGAAUCCCAUAGUUCCGACGCGGAAACUGGCGAUAAAUGCGAUAUAAAUGGCGACUGUUCACCGAUAUCGAACAAGGACACGGCUAGCUUCAACCACGCAAAAAAUAUUGAUGACAUCUCUACGCCUUCGGAACUGAAAUUCGAUGAAGACUUUGAAUUCGAGGAUCCAGAUGUUACUGAGAAGCGUAAUGAACUUGAAAGAUGCCUCAAAAACCCGAACUUGAUUAAUUUGGAACAAUGGCAGAACUUUGCCAAGAGUAAAGCUGGUUUAAUUUCAGAUGAAUACAGGAGACAAAUAUGGCCUCUGCUAGUGGGAGUCACGGAGGAAGAAAUGACAGAUCCUCCUUCACUAGAUGACCUAUCAAAACAUAGUGAAUAUCAUCAAGUGGUAAUGGAUGUGAACAGGUCACUGAAGCGUUUCCCUCCAGGCAUUCCAUACGAGCAGAGAGUGGCUCUCCAGGACCAGCUGACGGUGCUUAUACUGAGGGUCAUCAUGAAGUAUCCACACUUGAAGUACUACCAAGGCUACCACGACGUAGCAAUCACGUUGCUGCUAGUAUGCGGCGACAGGGCGUCUUUCCCUCUUCUAUGCCGGUUGUCAUACGGCGCGGGCGCACCCCUGGCCCCCUUCAUGCAGGCCACGCUACAGCCCACGCAGCAUCUGCUCAACUACAUGUUCCCGGUCAUACGACGGGCGGACGACAGACUGGCCGACUGUCUGGACAAGGCAGGAGUGGGCACAAUGUUUGCGCUGCCCUGGUACCUGACGUGGUUCGGCCACAGCCUCAACCGCUACUCAGACGUGGUGCGCUUGUACGACUACUUCCUGUGCGCGCCGCCGCUCUUCCCGGUCUACGUGACGGCGGCCAUCGUGCUGCAUCGCGCGCCCGACGUGUUCCAGUGCGACUGCGACAUGGCCAUGAUGCACUGCCUGCUGUCUAGAUUACCAGAUGACUUACCAUUUGAAGACAUUUUGGUGACAGCGAAAAAGUUGUAUGAAGAAAACGACCCCACUGAUCUCGAGGCUGAAGUCAAAGCUUUAGAAAAACGAGAAGAGGAGCAACGCAAACUAGAUCAGGAGCGCAUGAAGCGUCGCCAAGCGGGCCGCGUCGCUCCACGCUCAGGGCCGCGGCGCUGGCUGGCGGCCCUACCCGCGGCUCUGCGGCGGCCGGGCGGGCGGCGCGCGGCCCUGGCGCUCACCGCGGCUCUAUUCGCCAUCUACGUGUACUACCGCCCCGAUCUGUUCAGGAAUCGUGAGGACAGUCGGGAUGUGUAGGGUGACAAUAAAACUUAUUGGUUAUUUUUA
Molecule: messenger RNA, 1419 nt
Organism: Maniola jurtina (meadow brown)
Lineage: Eukaryota; Metazoa; Arthropoda; Insecta; Lepidoptera; Nymphalidae
Product: TBC1 domain family member 20
Exons: 9
Coding region: 112-1389 (425 amino acids)
Biological process (GO): positive regulation of GTPase activity; endoplasmic reticulum to Golgi vesicle-mediated transport
Cellular component (GO): endoplasmic reticulum membrane
Molecular function (GO): GTPase activator activity
Source: RefSeq, a predicted model, not a curated record